This is a messenger RNA of Sinocyclocheilus rhinocerous, 3026 nucleotides long. Its product is annotated as N-alpha-acetyltransferase 15, NatA auxiliary subunit-like. Gene Ontology annotation, biological process: N-terminal peptidyl-methionine acetylation. Gene Ontology annotation, cellular component: NatA complex; cytoplasm. The record is from RefSeq and is a predicted model, not a curated record. Lineage: Eukaryota; Metazoa; Chordata; Actinopteri; Cypriniformes; Cyprinidae. The transcript is spliced from 20 exons. Gene Ontology annotation, molecular function: protein binding. The coding region runs from base 206 to 2809 and encodes 867 amino acids.
UUCACCGCUUGACCCGGGGAGAAGCAGCGUCGCCAUUUUGGUUCUGAAGGGGGGCCUGUUGUCACCACGUGAAGGCGAGAAGCCCCAGACAGCGAAGUUCGGGGGGCUAUUACGAUACGGCAGACAAUCCGGCCAGAGGAUCGCGGAUUCCGAUUCAUGUUCAGAGCAAAGUCACGGUGAUCAGUACCCAAGAAGAAUCAGAAGCAUGCCCUCGAUAACUCUGCCGCCGAAGGAGAACGCUCUCUUUAAGAGAAUAUUGAGAUGCUAUGAACACAAGCAGUACAGAAAUGGGCUCAAGUUUUGCAAACAGAUCCUGUCCAACCCGAAGUUCGCCGAACACGGAGAGACCCUUGCAAUGAAAGGACUGACUCUGAACUGCUUGGGCCGAAAGGAGGAGGCGUAUGACCUAGUGCGACGUGGCUUACGAAAUGAUCUGAAGAGUCAUGUCUGUUGGCACGUGUAUGGUUUGCUUCAGCGCUCAGAUAAGAAGUAUGACGAGGCCAUCAAGUGCUACAGGAAUGCUCUUAAAUGGGACAAAGACAAUCUGCAAAUCCUCAGAGAUCUCUCACUGCUGCAGAUCCAAAUGAGAGACCUCGAAGGUUACAGGGAGACCAGGUACCAGUUACUGCAGUUGCGGCCGGCUCAAAGAGCCUCUUGGAUCGGUUAUGCCAUUGCAUACCACCUUCUGGAAGAUUAUGAGAUGGCUGCUAAGAUCGUGGAGGAGUUCCGCAAAACACAACAGACAUCUCCAGAUAAAGUGGAUUACGAGUACAGUGAGCUGUUGCUUUAUCAGAAUCAGCUGUUGAGGGAGGCCGGGCUUAGCAAAGAAGCCCUCGAUCACCUGACCAACUAUGAAAAACAGAUCUGUGACAAACUGGCUGUAGAGGAGAUACGAGGAGAGCUGCUUCUCAAGUUAGAUCGGGCUGGUGAAGCUACGGAGGUCUACCACCGACUGCUGGAGAGAAACCCUGAGAACUGGAGCUAUUAUCAAGGGCUAGAGAAAGCACUCAAACCAAAGAGUGUUGAGGGGAAGCAGAAAAUCUAUGAAGAUGCCUGGGUUAAGUAUCCUAAAGGCCUGGUGCCAAGAAGACUUCCUCUCAACUUCCUCACAGGUGAGAAGUUUAGAGAGUGUUUGGAUCGCUACCUGAGGAUGAACUUCAGCAAAGGAUGCCCGCCUGUCUUUACCACACUAAAAUCACUCUACCACCUUAAAGACAAGGUAGCAAUAAUUGAGGAAUUAGUUGUGGGCUAUGAAAAAAGUUUGAGAGCUUGUAAAAUGUUCAACCAAAAUGAUGAUGGGAAGACAGAGCCACCCACUACUUUACUGUGGGUUCAGUAUUUCCUUGCCCAGCAUUUCAACCAUAUCGGCAAACAGACUCUUGCCCUCGAAUACAUCAACACAGCCAUUGAAAGCACCCCCACCCUCAUAGAGCUCUUCCUCAUCAAGGCGAAGAUAUACAAGCAUGCGGGUAACAUCCGUGAAGCUGCUCGCUGGAUGGACGAGGCCCAGGCUCUGGACACCGCUGACCGCUUCAUCAACUCCAAGUGUGCCAAGUAUUUGCUCAAGGCUGGACUUAUCAAAGAGGCUGAAGAAAUGUGUUCCAAGUUCACACGGGAAGGAACCUCUGCAGUAGAGAAUCUGAAUGAGAUGCAGUGCAUGUGGUUCCAGACGGAAUGUGCUCUGUCCUACAAGUCUUUGAACAAAUAUGGAGAGGCGCUGAAGAAGUGCCAUGAAAUUGAGAGGCAUUUUGUGGAGAUAACGGAUGACCAGUUUGACUUCCACACAUACUGUAUGCGGAAGAUGACCUUGCGUUCUUAUGUGGAUUUGCUAAAACUAGAGGACGUGUUGCGCAUGCACCCUUUCUACUUCAAGACAGCACGUACAGCCAUCGACAUGUACCUCAGCCUUCAUGAUAACCCGCUCUCCGAUGACAACAAGGAGUCGCAGGCCGACAAUGCCAACCUAACGGACAAGGAGCUGAAGAAAUUGCGCAACAAACAGAGACGUGCCCAAAAGAAAGCCCAAUUAGAGGAGGAGAAGAAAAAUGCUGAGAAAGAGAAACUGCUAAAAAACCAAAAGAAGAAAAAAGAAGAGGAUGAGGAGGAGAUUGGAGGACCUAAAGAGGAGCUCAUACCAGAAAAACUGGCAAAGGUUGAGAAUCCUCUAGAAGAAGCGGUAAAGUUUCUGACUCCUCUGAAGAACUUAGUAAAGAAUAAAAUAGAGACGCAUCUGAUGGCCUUUGAGAUCUACCUCAGGAAAGAGAAGUAUCUUUUGAUGCUGCAAUCGGUGAAGAGAGCUUACUCAUUGGACCCUGAUCACCCCUGGCUCCACCAGUGUUUGGUGCGAUUCUUUAAAGGAGUGUCGGACAGUAAGGACAUGCCGGAGGCUGUGCAGACAGUUCUGAAGCAGGAGAUCACAAAACUGUUUGGAGAGAGUGACCCCAAGACUUUCAACAAGAACUUCCUGAGCAAACAUGCAAACUCAAUACCGCACAGAGUUGCAGCUGCUAAGAUGAUGGUCUUUCUGGACCCCUCCUCUGAGGGGAUGGCUGUUGAGCUGGCUACCUCUUUGAACGAGUCCCUAACUGGCAGAACCAUUCAGACGUGUACCGAGGUGCUCCAGGCGUUGAGGGACGGCAGUCUGGGCUCUCAGCAGGAGAAAAAUGUUGAAUCGUAUCGUGCGUCUUGCCAUGGUCUCUAUCCCUAUGCUUUAGCCUUCAUGCCCCCCGGUUACCAGGACAACUCUGCGGUGACCACCAAUGGAGACCUGUCCCCCUGCGACCAUGAGGACAUGCCCAAUGAGAUGUGAGCAUUUCAGGAAAGGAGCAGGGUGGCCGUUUAAUGGCCGUCAGCAUUUUGAGACCAGACGCCCCACUGAGGUUGAGACUCUACUGCACUAACGAGACCACGGUUACCUUCCGCCUUCACUUCCACUCACGGAAGCGAGUGAGCAAUAAGGGGAAAAACCCGUUUUACUAUUUUUUUUCCCCUUUCUAUCUUGUUGUUUUGCUUUUGUUUUUUUUUAA